Microthlaspi erraticum is the source of this 2964-nucleotide messenger RNA. NCBI's taxonomy places the organism in Eukaryota, Viridiplantae, Streptophyta, Magnoliopsida, Brassicales, Brassicaceae. The record is from the annotation of a GenBank genome assembly.
AUGAGAGCCGGUUUAAGUACGAUCCAACAGACUCUGACGCCGGAGGCUGCCACCGUCUUAAACCAAUCAAUCUCCGAGGCGGCGCGUCGUAAUCACGGCCAAACCACGCCUCUUCAUGUCGCAGCCACUCUUCUUGCUUCACCGGCGGGUUAUCUCCGACGAGCUUGCAUCCGAUCCCAUCCCAAUUCCUCCCAUCCGCUUCAGUGCCGAGCACUCGAGCUCUGCUUCAGCGUCGCCCUCGAGCGUCUCCCCACCGCGACGGCGACUCCGGCGAACGAUCCGCCGAUCUCGAACGCGCUUAUGGCGGCGCUGAAGAGAGCGCAGGCUCACCAGCGGCGUGGAUGCCCGGAGCAGCAGCAGCAACCGUUGCUAGCGGUUAAAGUGGAGUUGGAGCAGUUUAUCAUCUCGAUUUUGGAUGACCCGAGUGUGAGUCGGGUUAUGCGAGAGGCUAGCUUCUCCAGUCCCGCAGUCAAAGCUACAAUUGAACAGUCUCUGAGUAACAAUUCGUCGAAUCCGACGCCAAUUCCGAGCGUUUCCUCCGUCGGUUUGAAUUUCCGACCCGGUGGAGUGAGCCCGAUGAACCGGAACACGUAUCUCAACCCAAGGCUGCAGCAGAACGCGUCGGCGCAAUCGGGGCAAGUUAAGAGCGACGACGUGGAGCGAGUCAUGGAGAUAUUGGGUCGGGCGAAGAAGAAAAACCCGGUUUUAGUCGGGGAUUCGGAGCCUGUUCGGGUAAUUCGCGAGAUCCUUAAGAAAAUCGAUGCCGGAGAAGUCGAUAAUCCGUCGGUGAAGAGCUCGAAGGUGAUUCAUUUCGAGGAAAUCAAUUCGGAUAAGGCUCUGCGAAUCAGGGAAUUGGACGGGCUGCUCGAGACCCGAAUUAAGAACUCGGAUCCUGGCGGCGGCGGAGUGAUUCUCGAUCUGGGAGACUUGAAAUGGCUCGUGGAGCAACCGAGCUCAACGCAACCUCCGGCAACACUCUCUGUGGAGGUAGGGAGGACGGCGGUGGCGGAGCUGCGGAGGCUUCUCGAGAAAUUCGAAGGAAGACUCUGGUUCAUCGGAACCGCGACGUGCGAGACUUAUCUAAGAUGUCAAGUUUAUCAUCCUUCAAUGGAGACAGAUUGGGAUCUUCAAGCCGUGUCGGUGGCUGCCAAAGCUCCGGCGUCCGGCGUUUUUCCAAGGCUUGUGAACAAUUUGGGAUCAUCGGCUCAAUCAUUCACGCCGUCGAAGAGCUUCGUGCCUGCGAAAAGAAGAUUGAAAUGUUGUCCAGAGUGUUCGCAGAGUUACGAGCGAGAGCUCUCUGAAAUUGAAUCAACGUCUCAAGAGGUUAAACCAGAAGUAGCUCAGCCGAAACAACUGCCACAGUGGCUGUUGAAAGUUAAACCGGUCGAUCGUAUACCGCAGGCAAAGGUUGAAGAAGUGCAGAAGAAAUGGAACGAUGCGUGUGUGCGUCUUCAUCCUAGCUUUCACAACAAGAACGAGAGGAUCGUUCCGAUUCCGAUUCCGAUACCGUUGACGACGAGCUCCUACGGUCCCAAUAUGCUUCUUCGUCAGCCGUUGCAGCCUAAGUUACAUCCCAAUAGAGAAUUGCGUGAGAGAAUACACUUGAAGCCUGUGAGCACUUUAGUGGCUGAGCCGGUUCAGACAGAUCUUGUUCUUGGAAGAACAGAGGAUUUGGAGAAAGAUGGAGAUGCACGAGUAGUGAGAGACUUUCUCGGCUGCAUAUCAUCAGAACCAGUACAGAACAACAACGAUAAGAUCAGCGUGAUGCAGAAGGAGAAUCUUGAGAACUCUUUAGACAUUGACUUGUUCAAGAAGCUACUGAAAGGAAUGGCAGAGAAAGUAUGGUGGCAGAACGACGCAGCCUCUGCGGUGGCUGCGACGGUUAGUCAAUGCAAGCUCGGGAACGGGAAGCGGCGCGGUGUUGUAUCGAAAGGAGAUGUGUGGUUACUCUUCUCAGGGCCGGAUAGAGUUGGAAAAAGGAAAAUGGUGUCUGCUCUGUCUUCCCUUGUCUACGGGACGAAUCCGACGAUGAUCCAGCUCGGUUCGAGACAGGAAACCGGAGACGGGAGCCACAACAUCCGUGGUAAAACCGUCUUGGAUCGGAUUGCGGAAACCGUCAAGAAGAGUCCUUUCUCUGUUAUCUUGCUUGAAGACAUCGACGAGGCGGAUAUGUUGCUGCGUGGGAGCAUAAAGCGAGCGAUGGAUAGAGGAAGGAUUUGUGAUUCUCACGGACGAGAGAUUAGUUUAGGUAACGUGAUCUUCGUCAUGACGGCGAGCUGGCAUGCGAAGGCAACGUCUUUUGGAGACGAUGAAGCGAAGCUCCGGGGUUUGGCGAGCGAGAGCUGGCGGUUGAGGUUGUCUGUGAGGGAGAGAUUCGGGAAACGGCGAGCUAGCUGGUUGUGUAGCGACGAGGAGAGGCUGACGAAGCCGAAAACAGAGCAUGGAUCGUCGGGUUUGUCUUUCGAUUUGAACCUAGCCGCAGCCGCUGAUACAACGGAUGAUGGUGGUUCUUAUAACACGAGCGAUCUCACGACGGAGAACGAUCAAGAAGAGCAAGGGUUUAGCGGGAAGAUGUCUCUGCAGUGCGUUCCGUUUGCGUUCCACGAGCUGGUGAGCCGCGUGGACGAUGCGGUGGCGUUCCGGGCGGUUGAUUUCGGAGCCGUGAGACGGAAGAUAUCGGAGACGUUGUCGGAGAGGUUCGCGAGGGUUGUUGGAGAGUCGUUAUCGAUAGAGGUGGAGGACGAGGCGCUUCAGAGGAUAUUGAGCGGAGUGUGGUUAGGUCAGACGGAGUUAGAGGAGUGGAUUGAGAAGGCGGUUGUUCCGGUUCUUAGCCAGCUUAAGGCUCGAGUGUCGUGUUCUGGUACUUACGGUGACCGUACGGUUGCUCGGUUAGAGCUGGAUGAAGAUUCCGGUGAACGGAGCGCCGGUGAUUUUCUGCCGACGAGUAUUACGUUGGCAGUUUGA